Metarhizium album ARSEF 1941 is the source of this 1566-nucleotide messenger RNA. Its product is annotated as Cytochrome P450. The coding region runs from base 1 to 1566 and encodes 521 amino acids. NCBI's taxonomy places the organism in Eukaryota, Fungi, Ascomycota, Sordariomycetes, Hypocreales, Clavicipitaceae. Gene Ontology annotation, molecular function: oxidoreductase activity, acting on paired donors, with incorporation or reduction of molecular oxygen; monooxygenase activity; iron ion binding. The record is from RefSeq and is a predicted model, not a curated record. The transcript is spliced from 5 exons.
AUGAGUACUGCAAGUGCUCCUCCUUCUGGGACAAGCCCAUGGGGUCUGGUGUUGUGUCUGACGUUUCUCGCGGCAGCAACCUUCUAUGUCAAACAGUUUGUUUGGCAUCCCCUGGCGCCGUAUCCCGGGCCGCUGCUGGGACGCUGUUCAAAUCUCUACGCUGCGUACCAUGCCUGGCGAGGAACCGUGCAUACGGAUAUGUACCGCUGUCAUCGGAAAUACGGGCCCAUUGUGCGGUAUGGGCCUUCACGAAUUGUCGUAGACACCAACACCGCAGCCAAAGGUAGACAGAUGACUCUCGACAUAUACUCGCAUGGCGCAAACGUGUCGAAAGCACCGGCAUACAGCGUCCUAUCGCACGGCGCUCCGAGCAUCAUCACCCUUCGCAACAAGGAGGAGCACUCGUGGCGACGGCGGGUCCUGAGCUUUGCGCUGUCUGAUGCCACGAUAACGUCAUACGAGAGUACUAUCCGCAAGCAUCUCGACAGGCUAUGCGGAAUUCUGAGGGAGAGUAUCCAAGUCGAAGAGGAGCCACUCGAUAUGUCCCGGCAAUGCGACUAUUACACCUUUGACGUCAUGUCCGAGGUCAUUUUCGGCAUCGACCACAACGCCUUGCAGCAGUCUACGUAUCGAUAUGCCGUCAAGGCACUGGCGGACUCCAACGUGCGACUCGGCGCCCUCUUUCAGGCUCCCUCCCUCGCCACGGCAAGGCUAGACAGGUAUCUGUUUCCCACUGCGAUCCAAGGCCGCCACAAGUUCGUUGGGUUUCUUGGCUCGCUGCUGCGGAAACGAGCAACGGCACCACGUCCGCAGGGUGGUGACGUGUUUUCCUUCCUGGAGACGGCCGAGGACACAGACGGAGGCAAGGCCUUGGACAAGUCGCAGAUUCGGGCCGAGUGCGCUGCUUUGGUAGUUGCCGGGUCGGAUACGUCUUCCACAACUCUGUCCGCAACCCUAUUCUACCUGAGUAGGAAUCCCAAGACGUACCGACGAGCCGCCGACGAAGUGAGAGCCUAUUUCACUGCUGCCGAGGAGAUAUCCACCGGGCCACGGCUCAGCUCGUGCUUCUACCUCCGCAGCUGUGUCGACGAGGCCCUGCGCAUGUCUCCUCCUGUUGGCGCUGCUCCGUGGAGAGAAGUAGGGACGGGAGGCAUCCGGCUCGGAUCGCUUGAGCUGCCGGCCGGCGUUGAAGUCGGAACUGGGAUAUACAGCCUCCAUCACAACGAGACAUACCACAGCGAUCCCUUUGAGUAUAAGCCAGAGCGGUGGAUUGCUGACGAGGGCGGCUCAACGAAGGAGUCGGUUGAACUUUCCAGAAGCGCGUUUAUCCCCUUCUCCCGGGGUCCAAGAAGCUGCGUCGGGAAAGGCUUCGCGUACCAUCAGGUGACUCUGGCCUUGGCACGGAUUCUCUGCGAAUUCGACUUUUGCGCGGCUCAGGAGCCUGCGCCCAAGGGGAAGACCGGAGAGGGCGGCAGCCAGGGAACAGCUGAGUUCAGGUUACGAGACCACGUUACCGGAGCCAAGCAAGGCCCUGUCCUGCGGUUCCGUCUGCGUGGCCGACCUUGA